Molecule: messenger RNA, 1320 nt
Organism: Chaetomium strumarium
Lineage: Eukaryota; Fungi; Ascomycota; Sordariomycetes; Sordariales; Chaetomiaceae
Exons: 5
Coding region: 1-1320 (439 amino acids)
Source: RefSeq, a predicted model, not a curated record
AUGGCGACGUCGAGUCCGGAUCCCGCUCGCGAUGGGGAGUCCAGAGUCGGGAUGAUCAUCGCAGUCCUAGUUGUGGCGAGUGUUGUGUCCACGCUGGUCGUGCUGUUGAGAUGCUAUUCCAGAGCCAUCGUCCUACGGAACUUUGGAUUGGACGAUACCAUCAUCGUUCCCGCGCAGAUCCUGACGAUAGCGUCAGCGGUGGCCAUCGGUCUAGCAGAGGCCAAGUGGGGGCUGGGCCGCCACGCGUGGACGAUGCCGAAAGAACAUAUAAUAACAUAUAUGAAGGCAAGCCGCCGCAGCAACUGGUUCUUUUACAUCUCGAUCAUCGUCUAUAAUGUGGCGGUUUGCAUGACCAAGAUCUCCAUCCUCCUCCAAUAUCGCCGAAUCUUUUCCAGCACCUGGCUCCGACACCUUAUUAUCAUCGGCCUCGUCUUCCUCACAUGCUGGGGCGUCACGCUAUGCUUCCUCCUGCCCCUCGUUUGCAUCCCGGUCGCCGCCUUCUGGGAUCCCGACGUGGAGGGCUUCUGCCUCGAUAACGUCACCGUCUGGUAUGUCAUGGCGGGCGUCAAUAUCGCAACCGACAUCGCCCUGUUUUGCAUGCCGAUUCCCGUCAUCAGCACGCUCCGUCUGCCUAAGCGGCAAAAGGCGCUGCUGUUCUUCGUCUUCACGCUUGGUAUUUUCCCCUGCGCCGUCUCCAUCUACCGCAUCAAGACGCUACGCGAGGCCGCCAAAACCAGGGACGCGACAUGGCACAACGUCAACGCAGCCAUCUUCUCCUUCCUCGAGCUCAGCGUGGGCGUCAUCACCGUCUGCCUGCCCACCCUACGCCCCGUCCUCCGCCGUGCUUGGCCGCAAGCCUUCGGCCACGCCCUGCGAUCCUACACAAAUGGGGACUCCGAGGAGGGCGGGGACUCGACCGGCGGCAGCCCCAGCCGGAACCCGCUCAGGAGAGAGGAGAGCAGAGCGUCUGCCGCUGCCGCUACCAAGACCACCACCCUACGACGAUCCGACACCGACAGCACCGAGGGGCUGCGCUUCGACCACCCCAUUAGCAGCAGACUGGAACAUGACAUUGAGUUUGGGGACAUGAGUCCGUCGGAACACAACCCGGGCGCUCGCAGGUACAAUGUGAAGGAGUGGCAUCCGGAGUUGGAGCAUACUGCCAAUACUGCCAGUGAACCGCCGCCGCCGCCGGCGGACAGUGGCGGGUUGCCGAGGAUUCCGACUCCUGCGGUGCUGGCGGCGCGGAAGGGAUCGCUUGCGACGGUGGAGGAGGACUGGGGACGGGAGGUCGAGCGGGAGAUGGGCGCUGUGGGGUGA